AUGAAUGUCAUUCUUAUCCAUUUCAGAGCAGAUCUCACCUUUCCGUACAUCGAUGCCGACAGCGUUUCAUCUUUAGUUGGACACGACGAUCUCAGACGGCUACGAUCUGUAAGGAGACCGGGCGAGAGCCAAGAAGUAGUGGAAUCUCAAAUAGAGACGCUGCUCAAUGAGGUGGUGACAUCGCAACCAGACAUCAAAGAAGAGGCCACACUAGAAGCAGAUAUCACAGUAGAAGAUGAAGCAAAGGUGGAGGAGCAGGUCACGAACAAGGAAGACAACCAUGUCGGCGAAGAUCUCAGCAACCACAAAUCCCAAGCUUCGGUAGAACACAACCAUGUCGGCGAAGAUCUCAGCAACCACAAAUCCCAAGCUUCGGUAGAACAAGAAGAGCCUCAGGAAAAACCUCAGGAAGAACAGCAACAUGAUCAUCGUCAGGAGCUACAAUUGCACGAGCCAGUAAGUGACAGAGACAAACAGUUCUGA
Cooperia oncophora is the source of this 483-nucleotide messenger RNA. The record is from the annotation of a GenBank genome assembly. Lineage: Eukaryota; Metazoa; Nematoda; Chromadorea; Rhabditida; Trichostrongylidae.